AUGCGACUUUUUGUGCUCCUCAGUAUCAUUGGUAUGGCGGCCGGUCAGUACACAUCGCAAACCUAUCCAGAUCCACGACUGGAUCCGCUCACGUGUCGGCUACCUUUCGCCAGCAACGUCUGUGACCCGUCCGCCGUGCUUGCAGAUGAAGAUCGUGUACGCCUCAUGCAAAAGAUCAACCAGUUCCGACCAAUCACUUCUGGCAUUCGCAAUACAUCACCAGCUUGUGCAUUUCAACCGGAGCGAAACCUCGACAUCUUCUUAGUGAUUAUGGACAAAAUUGGAAGCGUACCCGGAGCACCUGUAGAUAUCGAGAAAUUCGCCAACAACCUCAAAAGACGUUUCCAGAAUUAUCAG
Messenger RNA from Ostertagia ostertagi, 357 nucleotides. NCBI's taxonomy places the organism in Eukaryota, Metazoa, Nematoda, Chromadorea, Rhabditida, Trichostrongylidae. The record is from the annotation of a GenBank genome assembly.